Messenger RNA from Cuscuta campestris, 537 nucleotides. The record is from the annotation of a GenBank genome assembly. Lineage: Eukaryota; Viridiplantae; Streptophyta; Magnoliopsida; Solanales; Convolvulaceae.
UGCACUUCCCAGCCCAGACAAAAACUGGCUUAGGAACACACCCACAUACUAUACAAAACUGACCUGUUAUCAUGAUACUACUAAUAUUAAAAGAUAAAGGGAAACACACCACAGGAAGCUUGGCUAUUUUCUGCGUUCUCUGUGCUCGGAGGCUCGGCAAUUUCUGCCUGCCCAAUUCGAAAGAACCGGCAACUUCUGCGUGCGAACCGGCGAUUUCGGCGUUAGACAAGCUCGGCGAUUUCGGCGUUCUCUGUUCUCUGAAGCUCGGCGAUCUCUGGAUUCUCUGCGAUUCCCAGUUCGGCGAAUUGAAGGUCUUAGGGUUUAACUCCUUCGUAACUAGUAAGGCUUAAGGCGGCCUGUGACCCAGUGUAUUUAGUACGGAGUAUUUACUAAAAAUUAAAAAUAAUAUUGAAGUUUAAAAUAAACGGUCCGAUCCGAAUCCAAAAUACUUUUAAAAUUGGGAACUAACUCAUUGGUUCGAGUUACGCGGGUAAUUCAAAACAUUUAAAGUAACUUAACUAAAUCGGUAAGUUACUU